UCUCUCUCUUCCCUGGUCAACCAACACUACACAUAAAUAGAUCUCCAACAUUUUACUCUCAAAUCCGCAAGUAUAUCAACUGGUCCUUCUAUUCCCUUAAAGUUUUCACAACCUAAUUGAAUCUUCUUUUUUCUUUUUUUUCUAAUUUUUGUGUGUCCUUUUUUUUUUUCGAUCUAGUCGGCUUCGAAAAUGAGCCGUCACAUCUCUGCAAUGAAGUUUUCCGGCAUACUUCUAAAGCAAAAGCUUCAGCUUGUGCAGUCAAAACAGGUCUAUCAAGCAUACAAAUUUGUGAAUAAUAUUCAAGUUUAUACUGAUCAACAACAAGUCUCCAACAUUCCUGGGCUGAGAGGGUUUGGAUUCAGCUUAGGGAAUUCGUCGUCGGAAGCUCGUUUCCGGAGUACUAUGGCUUCAAAUAAGGAGAAGAACGAUGAAGAGAAAACUUCUGAUAAUAAUGAUAGAGCUGGUGAUCAUCUGAAGGGGAUCGUAAGCUAUUGGGGAGUGAAUCCACCUAAGAUCACUACCAAAGAUGGAUCCCCAUGGAGGUGGAAUUGCUUUAGGCCGUGGGAGACAUACAAAGCAGACACCACAAUUGACGUGACGAAGCAUCACAAGGCUACAACUUUGAUGGACAAGUUUGCUUAUGGGAUUGUCCAAUCUCUCAAAUAUCCAACCUACAUGUUCUUUCAGAGGAGGCAUAUGUGUCACGCAAUGUUACUAGAGACAGUGGCAGCAGUGCCGGGAAUGGUUGGGGGUAUGCUGUUGCACUGCAAAUCUCUACGGCGAUUUGAGCACAGCGGAGGAUGGAUCAAGGCCUUAUUAGAAGAAGCCGAGAAUGAGAGAAUGCAUUUGAUGACUUUCCUUGAACUUUCACAGCCAAGAUGGUACGAAAGGGCACUCGUAUUUGCAGUACAAGGUUUGUUCUUCAAUGGAUAUUUCGUUGCAUACUUGGUGUCUCCAAAAUUAGCACAUAGGAUUGUGGGGUAUCUCGAAGAAGAGGCAGUGAAUUCAUACACCGAGUUUCUGAUUGAUUUGGAAAAAGGGCUGGUGGAGAAUAGACCAGCACCUGCUAUUGCUAUUGAUUAUUGGCGUCUUCCACCCGAAUCAACACUCAAAGAUGUUGUCACGGUUAUAAGGGCUGAUGAGGCUCAUCACAGAGAUCUUAACCAUUAUGCUUCCGUAAGUUAAACCUCUCCUUGAUUCAAUACAUUUUCAGUAUUAAGUAAUUAAUUCUUAGUUAAAAAAAAAAGUCAUAAAUUCUUGAAUUUAUAUUAUCUUCAAAAAAUCAAUAUAACUUGGAAAUUUUUGUUUUAAAAUUACGGUUAAUUUUCCUAUCUCAGGACAUUCAGUGCCAGGGAAAUGAGCUGAAGGACUUCCCUGCUCCAAUUGGAUACCAUUGAUUGCAUCAACAAUUAAUCUUUGUUUGAUAAAUUUCUUCAUCAUCCAGGACUCUUUUGAAGAACCAAUCAUGCUGCACUUUAUGGUUCAAGAAAUUGUUGAGAUUGUUAGUAUUUUGUUCGAACUUCAAUAAUGUAAUCAAGAUUUUCCUUUCAUUUUAAUUUAGGUUUGACAAGUCCACGGUUUCAAAUUUCAAUACCGCACGAAAAGCCCAUUUCAUGACUUACGUUGGGUUGUUCAAAGUAAGUAAUGACUGCCGACCAGCAUGAUUAUAAUGCAGCUGCGAUCAAAUUUUAUUCGUUAAAACUUUUUUAUUAAUAAUUGAAGAUCUGAUUAUGGAG
Molecule: messenger RNA, 1736 nt
Organism: Oldenlandia corymbosa var. corymbosa
Lineage: Eukaryota; Viridiplantae; Streptophyta; Magnoliopsida; Gentianales; Rubiaceae
Source: the annotation of a GenBank genome assembly